Messenger RNA from Oryza brachyantha (malo sina), 2208 nucleotides. RefSeq lists its product as uncharacterized. Lineage: Eukaryota; Viridiplantae; Streptophyta; Magnoliopsida; Poales; Poaceae. The transcript has 5 exons. The record is from RefSeq and is a predicted model, not a curated record. Bases 1 to 2208 code for a protein of 735 amino acids.
AUGCCCUAUGAGAGAAUGGAUGUGGAUGUUUCUAGUGAUAAUGAAGAUUUCGAGGGAGGUUUUGAUUUAGAGGACAUGCUACACCAUGUUCAACCUGAGGUGCUAGCGGGUAGGUCACGAGGGUUGGAGAAUUGGCAGGCAUUGGAGAAGGCAGCGAAGGAUCUUCUUUACGACGAAACGGAGGGAUGUGAUAAGGAUUUCACAGUCUUGCGUUCAGUGCUUGAGCUUCUGAGAUUGAAGGCUAAACAUGGGUGGUUCAACACAAGUUUUAAUGAUCUCUUGAGUUUGUUGCGUGCAUUGCUUCCUAAGCCUAACUUUAUACCAUCGAACACGUAUCACGCAAAGAAACUCAUCUGUCCUUUAUCUCAUGGUGUUGAAAAGAUUCAUGCUUGUAAGAAUCGUUGCAUUCUAUAUCGUAAAGAAUAUGCAGACUUGGAAAGUUGCCUAACGUGUGGCACAAGUCGGUAUAAAAUAGGAAAUGGGCCUGUUGAUAUCGAGUAUACUGAUACAGAUUCUGAUAAGGAGAGCCGGAAGACAGAUGGUCUGAUUCGACAUCCCGCCAAUGCUCGCCAGUGGAAGACAUUUGAUGCAAAACACCUAGAAUUUGGCAAUGAUCCUAGGAAUAAACGAAAGUACAUUCUUCUCACUAUCCUCAUACAAGGUCCGAGCCAACUAGGAAUCAACAUAAAUGUUUCUCUUGAGCCUUUGAUGGAGGACAUGGUGGAGCUUUGGAAAAAGGGGCUACGACUGUGGGAUGAGUUUAAGCGGGAGCACUUUAAUCUACGUGCGAUCAUAUUUAUUACUAUCAAUGAUCUGCCUGCAAACUUUUCAUUAUCUGGACAGAUUAAAGGAAAGACUAAAUGUCUCAUAUGUUUGGAUAAAACUUCGUACAAAUACCUUACGUCGUCGAUGAAGACAGUAUACAUGCGACAUCGACGGUUCCUACCACCAAAACACAUGUACCGUAAGAUGGUAAGAUUGUUCGAUAAUACAGUGGAGAACGACAUUGCUCCCGAAACACAAAGUGGUACAUACGUAUAUGAGAUAACAAAGAAGAUUAAGGUUGUAUAUGGCAAGGGAAAGAAGAAGACUGUCAAGAGGAAGAAAGCUGAUGGUGACAAAGAUACUACGUUGCCAUUCAAGAAGCACUCAAUUUUCUUCAAAUACUUAGAUUACUGGAAGGACCUAGAGAUUCGUCAUGCAAUUGAUGUUAUGCACCUCGAGAAGAACGUGUUUGACAGCACCAUUGGCACUUUGUUGGCCAUCCCGAGUAAGACGAAGGAUGGAUUGAAGUCAUGUAACGACCUUGCAGAUUUGGACAUAAGUCAUGACCUUCACCCAGUAGUGCUACCAAAUGAAAAGAUCAAGAUUCCUCCUGCUUAUUACUCCUUGACACUAGAAGAGAAAAAAAAACAUUCUGUAAAUGUUUACAAGGGGUUAGAGUGCCUACUGGCAUACGAGCGUUACAUGUCAAUCCUCAAAGGUUAUGUACGCAAUUGCGCUCACCCUAAAGGAUCAAUGAUAGAGGGAUACAUAACUGAAGAGGCAGUUGAAUGUUGUAUGGAUUACGUAAAGGAUGCUAAUGCCAUUGAGAUUCAUGCGAAUCGACAUGAAGGGAGAUUGUCUAGAAGGGGUACUGUUGGUAGGAAGCAGUUCUUCGACAAUGAUUACAAAAAGGUGUCCGCGGCACACAAUAGCGUUCUCCAACAGCUCGCUAUCGUUGAGCCAUUCUUUGAGCGACACAUUGAAGAAAUCAAAGCAUGCUUCCCAGGGCGAACCGCCAAUUGGAGAUUGGCAUGUGGACUUUCUAGUAUUGUCAACUCAUGGCAAGGUUACGACAUCAAUGGAUUUACCUUGUAUAUGAGUACGAAGGACAUGAAAAGCACAGCACAAAAUAAUGGAGUUCGUGUCGAAGCGAUUGACACGAAUGGUGAAAAGAAGUCGUAUUACGGGACCAUAGAGGAAAUAUGGGAACUCGACUAUGGCCUAAACAUCCAGAUCCCUGUGCUCCAUUGUCAAUGGUUUAAAGACACAAUAGGGGUUUCCGUUGAUGACUAUGGGCUAACGAUAGUCGAUCAAAGUAAAACAGGUCAUAAGGAUGGUCCAUGGGUUUUAGUAAAGCGUGUGGCUCAAGUUUUUAAUGUUAGAGACCCUUUAGAUGAAGGGCCCGUUUGGCACAGCUCUAGCUCCCAACUCCAACUUACCUAG